AACUUCGGUCGCAUUGGAGCACUGAAGGAAUACUUCCUGUUCGCUGACAAACGACUUCACAAGAGAUCCCUCUCUAGCAGCGAGUCACAUCACAAGACGUUAAGGGAUGAGCCGAGGGUACGAUGGUUCCAGCAGCAACACGAGAAGAAACGCAAGAAAAGGGACUUCGUGCCCACGUCGUUCGCGUUCUCCGAUUAUCCGGCGUUUUUCGAUGAGUUUGGACCACGUCCUAGGCAGGCCACGUUCCAUCGACAGAGAAAUAGAGGCGUGCCUCUUCAGAACCUGUUCACGGAUCCGCUCUUUAAGGAACAGUGGUACCUGAACGGAGGAGCCAAAGAUGGCUACGACAUGAAUCUUGGCCCUGCGUGGCAGAAGAGUUACACUGGCAAGGGUGUCGUCGUGUCGAUCCUCGACGACGGCAUACAGACGAAUCAUCCGGACCUGGCGCUGAAUUACGAUCACCAAGCCAGCACGGAUAUCAAUGACAAUGACAACGAUCCGAUGCCAAGGGAUAACGGCGACAACAAGCAUGGGACGCGGUGCGCCGGGGAGGUUGCCGCGGUUGCUUUCAACCAAUACUGCGGCGUCGGCGUCGCGUACAACGCGAGCAUCGGAGGCGUGCGAAUGCUCGAUGGCCCGGUAAACGAUGCCGUCGAAGCCAGAGGGCUGGGAUUGAAUCCUGAUCACAUCGAUAUAUACAGCGCAUCUUGGGGCCCGGAGGACGAUGGAAAAACCGUCGAUGGUCCUGGCCCUCUUGCCAGGAGGGCGUUCAUCUAUGGCGUAACCAGCGGUCGCAAAGGCAAGGGCUCGAUCUUCGUGUGGGCGUCGGGUAACGGUGGUCGGCACACGGACUCGUGCAAUUGCGACGGUUACACGAACAGUAUCUUUACGCUGUCCAUAUCGAGUGCUACUCAAGGUGGUUACAAGCCUGUAGACAUGGACGCGAAACUGAGGCCAGAUCAUAUUUGCACGGUCGAGCACACAGGAACUUCAGCCUCGGCCCCGUUGGCCGCUGGCAUCGCCGCCCUGGCAUUGGAGGCAAACCCGAGCCUCACGUGGAGGGACAUGCAGUACCUGGUGGUCCUCACCUCGAGAUCUGGCCCACUUGAAAAGGAGCCCGGUUGGAUCCUGAACGGGGUGAAGAGAAAGGUCUCCCACAAAUUCGGUUAUGGGCUCAUGGACGCAGGCGCUAUGGUGAACCUUGCCGAACAGUGGACCAACGUGCCACCUCAACAUAUUUGCAAGUCCGAUGAGAUCAGCGAGGAGAGGCGUAUCGAUCCAACCUACGGUUACACGCUGAGCGUGUACAUGGAUGUCACCGGUUGCGCUGGAUCCUUAAACGAGGUCCGCUUCCUCGAGCACGUGCAGUGCAAGGUUUCGUUAAGGUUCUUCCCACGUGGAAACUUGAGAUUGCUGUUGACUUCUCCAAUGGGCACUACGUCGACGUUACUCUUCGAGAGGCCACGGGACGUCCUCAGCUCGAGCUUCGACGAUUGGCCCUUCCUCAGCGUACACUUCUGGGGUGAGAAGGCGGAUGGUCGAUGGACCCUGCAGAUCAUUAACGCAGGAAGUCGGCACGUGAACUCUCCAGGGAUCCUAAAGAAGUGGCAGCUGAUCUUCUAUGGAACCGCGAUCAACCCGAUCAGGAAACGAACGCGUCAAUUUAACCCGGUACAAGCGCAUUCUUCGUACGCCUACGUGCAUUAUCCAUUCCCUGUAGACGAUGACUCGCUAGCGUUGGGCCAUCGCGGCGACGUCGACUUCUUUCCUUCCUCUACCUUUCAGGGCUACCAGGGCCCGUACGUCGGCGCGGCGUCCAACGUCCAGGCGUCUGUGGCGACGUUAGACGGCUCUUCAGCUCCUAUCCUGACCAAUCGACUGCCUGGGGACACGUCGUCUUCCUUCGAUUCACCGGCGUCCUCGUCCCAAGUCGGGGACGACUCGCUCGACACUACUAGAAAAAUUCUUCAUGACUGUGAUCCCCAGUGCGAUCCUCAGGGCUGUUACGGGAAAGGGCCCACCCAGUGCAUCGCUUGCAAGAAUUAUCGGCUCGACAACACGUGCGUGAGUCGAUGUCCUCCAAGGAGCUUCCCGAACCAAGGAGGCGUAUGUUGGCCUUGCCAUGAAUCCUGCGAAAUCUGUGCCGGAGCUGGCCAGGAUUCUUGUCUCUCCUGUGCACCUGCUCACCUGCGAGUUACCGAUCUAGCAGUAUGUCUGCAGCAGUGUCCAGAAGGGUAUUACGAAAACACAGAGAACAGUACAUGUGUACCCUGCGAGGCGAACUGCGCCAGUUGCCAAGAUAGGCCGGAUAAAUGCACCAGUUGCGAGCAUCACCUGGUAAUGUACGAAAACAAGUGUUACGCAGCAUGUCCCCUAUACACCUACGAGACGCAAGAUUACAACUGCGCGCCGUGUCAUUCUACGUGCGAGACCUGUAACGGCACCGCUGAGAACCAAUGCAUCUCCUGUCGACCCGGAUUGUUUUCUCUGAACGGAACCUGUCGAGCUUCUUGCCAGGUCGGGUACAGCGCCGACAAGAAAAGACGGGAGUGCGUACCUUGUCCAGCUGGAUGUGCCACCUGCACGAUGUCGACUUGCACGAAUUGCAACGACGGCUGGACCCUUAACGAGGAUGGUCUGUGCGCCCCUGAAUAUCGUGAUCGCUGCGAUACCUCUGAGUAUUACGACAGUGGCCACUGUAAGCCGUGUCAUGCCUCGUGCAAGACUUGUUCCGGUUCUACGGAAAAUCAUUGCAUCUCCUGUCAAAACUCGAUGCUCCUCCAAGGGAAACGGUGUCUUUACCAGUGCGACGAUGGCUACUACUCGAUGGUACAACCCUCUAGGCCAGUGUGCGUGCCUUGUUUGCAUACCUGCAAAACGUGCGUGUCUAGGUUGAACUGUACCGCCUGUCACGAUGGAUUGCAACUGCAGAGCGGAGAAUGCAGAUCUUCUUGCGCACAGGGAUAUUACAGCGAUCGAGGUCAGUGCGCGAAAUGCUACCUGUCGUGCAAAACGUGUUCCGGACCUAGAAGAGAUCAAUGCGUAACCUGUCCUCGUGGUUGGCAAUUGGCAGCGGGAGAGUGUCAUCCGGAGUGUCCCGAAGGAUUCUUCAAAUCCAACUUUGGUUGCCAGAAGUGUCACCAUUACUGUCGCACGUGCAAAGGAGAAGGACCAAUGGAAUGCACUUCUUGUCCUCCACACUCAAUGCUCGAGGGUGGCCUGUGCAUGGAGUGCCUCGGAGCACAAUACUACGACCCUCUCACGCAACUCUGCAAGAAUUGCCACGCCGAUUGUCGAAGAUGCACAGGCCCUGGAAAAUUUAGCUGCGCUGCUUGCUCCCCACCGUUGCACUUGGACAAAUUGAACAAUCAGUGCGUACCUUGUUGCACGGGUAACGAGAAAGGACCUCAGGCUGAGGAAUGCUGCCUCUGUGAUCCAGAAACCGGUGGCUGCAGGAACAGCUCACCGGCUGGCAAAAGGAGAGUUCCAGGAACAGAGUUCGCCUCGGCUGACACAGCCAUUUCUGAAGUAUAUGCAAAAUACGAAGGGACAACCGAUAAAAACGAUUCAGCCUCGCUGGCGAUAACAGCGACUACAACUAUAGCCGUGGCCAUUUGUCUGGUUUCAGUUGCCUUGUUUGCUACUAUAUUCAUCGCACUUCAGGCAAUGUCAGGUAGAAGAGAAACGAACAAGGGUUACACGCAACUGGCCGUGAGGGUGGAACCUCCGGACGAUGUUGACGCGGACGACACGACGGAGCUGAUGACCUAGACCCUUAACCAAGCUAAUUAACGACCGGACCUAUCAUCGAACAGUUUUGAUGAAGGUCGACCAGUCUCAGGACCACAAGCAGAUCGAUCAUGUAUUCGCGUGGCUGUCGCAGAAAACGUGUGACGAUCGGAAUAUAGAACGACCGCGCUUCGUGUUUAGAUCAUCCCAGUGGUCCGGGGCGAAGAGUAAAACGGAGAAAAGUAACGAAAACGGGAGAAAAAAAAUGUAAAACAAACGGCAAAAAAAAAAACACAAAAUAUGAAAUAAGCGUUGAAGGAAGUGGAGGAGGAACGGGAGAGAUAAAACGAGUGACGAAAAAUAGAAGGGGGAAAAAAUUGUAAAGUGGACACACAAAUGACGGGAAGGAACGAGGGAAGGGACAAAAGAACAAGAGAAAUUCGUUCAAAACGUGAUAGUAAAGACACUUUUUCUGGCGCACUGUACGAAGAAAGUGUGACUGUUGUUCGCUAUAAAUUGAUAUAGUGCAAGUUGCGUGCGGUUUGCUUCGUGUGAAUGGCGGUGAACGAGGUGUUUAGGUGUAUUUUUUUUAACGGUCAGGCGCGCGUCGCUGAUUCUGUCGAGUGCACAAGUAUCAGUGUGUAAAUGGCGAAUAACUUUUAACCGAAGUAAGAUACGUAGGCGAGCGACAGGAAAAGGGUGACGGACAUUACGAAGUGCCUGAUUUACAACGCCCUUGACAGCACCGUUUCGUCAACCCUUUUCAUUGCCUCCUAUCCUGAACGUUAUCUUGCACCCCUAACGAUACGGUCACUAAAACUAGCGAAGGUAACAGAGAAACUUGUUAAUUGAGACUAACUCUAAAUAUGAAAGAUCGACGAAUGCAUUUAAGGUAUUUAAUUAUACAAAUCUCAUCGGUUUGUUUAUUCUGUUUUGUAUUUCCCCUUUUUCAAUGUUUCUGACCAUACAGAAAUUCUUCGUGAAAAAAGUUCAACGCGACCCGAGGUACGUAUCUUGAAACGUGACUAAAAUAUUUCUUCGAGUAAUAACGAUAGCGACGAGACUAAUGUAAAAUCUGAGAGGUAGCAGGUUAACCGAUAAAAGGGUAAGGCGAGAGAAUUCAAUAGGGGAGAAGUGUUUAACGACCAAGAGAGAUGGAAGCAAUUGAGGAGAAAUAGAAGAGAACGAGGAAAUUUUCUU
Molecule: messenger RNA, 4929 nt
Organism: Habropoda laboriosa
Lineage: Eukaryota; Metazoa; Arthropoda; Insecta; Hymenoptera; Apidae
Gene: Fur2
Product: furin-like protease 2
Biological process (GO): protein processing
Cellular component (GO): trans-Golgi network; Golgi membrane
Molecular function (GO): serine-type endopeptidase activity
Source: RefSeq, a predicted model, not a curated record